Messenger RNA from Camellia sinensis, 590 nucleotides. Lineage: Eukaryota; Viridiplantae; Streptophyta; Magnoliopsida; Ericales; Theaceae. The record is from RefSeq and is a predicted model, not a curated record.
GUAGAUUUGAAAAAAAAUAAAGGUGGUGUGUUUGGAUGGGGGAAGGUGAAGGUGAAGGGGAAGUCUUUGUGGCAGUGUUAGACGAUGGAGGAAUGGAAAAUGAGAAUUCAUCGAGAAUUGAAUCGAAGCGUGAUCAUGAAUGGUUAGGGGACGAUACUGAAGUUGAGCGUUGCACAAAGAAGCAGGCAAAGGAAGCUUCAAGUGAUAGUGAAUUGGAGUCUUGUGCUAACAAGUAUGAAUUGGAGUCUAGUUGCACAAAGAAGCAGGCAAAGGAUGCUUCAAGUGAUACUGAAUUGGAGUCUUGCGCUAACAAGCAUGAAUUGGAGUCUAGUUGCACGAAGAAGCAGGCAAAGGAUUCUUUUAGUGAUACUGAAUUGGAGUCUGCUAACAAGCAGGUUAAGGAAACUUCAAACGAUGAAAUAUUCUCAGAAGUUUCAAACCCAAAUUUGUCUCCAAGAGAUAAUGCUUGCAGCAUUCAGACUAUUAGUAGUCAACUGGCCGAGUUGGUGAGCAAUAACCAAGUUGCUUCUAGUGAGAAUUCGUCCACUUGUUCUGGGAAUUGAAGUUCCGAGGAGAGCCUGAAUGAAGAA